UCUCCCGAUGCUGCUCCGGGGGGCACAUGGAGGGGGGCUCUCCAGCUGAGAUGUGGCAGGCCCCGCUGCCCCCCGUGCACCCUGGCCAAGGCCCCGCUCCACCGGAGCACCCCGAGGCCACCCGGAGCCCCCACGCCAUCCUGGAGAGCAAGGUGAAGGCGCUGAAGGAGAAGCGGGGGGCCAGCCAGCCGGGGACCCCCACGGCUGCCCCUGAGCGCCAUUCGCCCAAGAAGCCCCGUCCGCGGCGAGGGAAGACGGGGUCGGAUGUGGCAACGGUGGAGCCGCGGGCUCAGCUCCGGACGUACCUGACGGAUGGGCUGCUGGAUAGUGGGGACACUGCAGCUGGUGGCCCCCCGGCCCCCCGCGCCAGCACCCCGGGGCUCUGGCGGGUGCCAGCACCCAGGGCAGAUAUGCUGGGAGGUGCCGAGCUCUCCCGAAACAAUGAGGGCAACAGGUCCCGAGGUUCUGCCUUCUCCUGUGAAAGAUCCCCUAUGGAAGAUGAGGCGUGGGACCAGGGUGGUCCCUCUGGAUCUCCCAGCGUGGCAGAGGGCUGGGAGAGGCUCUCGCUGGCUGAGCGGGUGGAGAGGAACCGGCAGCUGCUGCAGGAGGUGCUGGGCCUCGCCGUGCCUGAGGUGCCAGCAAGUGAUGGGGACUGGGACUCGGGGGUCUCACUGCAGGACGCUGAGAGCUGUAGGGCCUUGGUCCCCGGGCAGGAGCUCCAGCUGAGCCCACGCCACGAGCAGGCCAAGCAGCUGCUGCAACGCGCCCGCAUGAAGGCUCGGACCAACCCCCUGCGCGCCAGCCACGACAUCCUCCUCCUGCCCACCGCCCUCCCACCACCCAGGGAGCCCAGCGGGAGGCCGAGCAUCUCCCCGCGGGACGGCGGGAGCCUGAGCGACUCGUCGAGCGGGGAAUCGAGCUGCGGGCGGCCCCGGAGGCCCCGCGGACCUUCCCCGUCCCGCGUCCGCUUCGAGGACGAGUCGGCCCGGGACGCCGAGGUGCGGUACCUGGAGCGGCUGCAGCUGCGGCACCGGCGGGCGCUGGGCUCGGCGCUCCCCUGGCCCGAGCCGGCCGUCGGGGGGCGGCCGGGGGUGGGGGCUGGCCAGCCAAAGGGCCGGAGUGGCAACCCGGUGGCCGGGGGCAAGUGCAGCGCCUGCGGCUCCUUCCUCGGAGCCGCUGUCAGCCGGGGCACGGACACACCCGCAGGCACCGAUGUGGCCGAAAGCAGCCCCGUGGCACCACCGGGAAGCAUCCCAGGGGAUACCGGGGGGUUGAGCGCAGCCCGGCCGGAGCUCAAACCCAGGGCUCUGGGGCCCCGGGGGUCCCCGUUGUGGAUCCUCCCCUCCCGGCAGCGCAUCCACACCGAGAAGAUCAAGGAGACGUACAUCGGGGAUGUAACCUACAUCGACGAGGUGGACUCGGCCCUGGAGAGCACCGACACCUCGGACGGCUGCCGGACGGACAGCGAGGAGGCGGGACCCCGCAGCACCCACCCCCGGGAGCACCGGGACCCCCGGGCUCGCGGGCACAGGGCCUCCCGUGCUGCCCCACCGCUGGAGGCCAGGGCUGGCAAGGAGACGUGCGUGGCAACUGGUGGCCCCCGUGCAGGGGGUGGGGGCUCGUGUGGUGCCCCAAGCAGGACGGGGGCUGUUUGCCCCUUGCCACCGGGGAGAGCUGGUAGCCAGGAGGACAGGGACCACCCCCCUCAGCAGCCAGGGGGCAGGGAGGUUGUGGCAAACACCGCUCAUCCCCUGGAGCAGCCAGGAGCCAGCACUCCCAUGCGGGGCACCCACCUCCCCACUCCCCCCCCCACCAAGAAGGCCUGUUCCCAGGUGCCUUGCAGGAAAACCCUCUUUGGUGGCAGCCGCCGGGCUUUGAGCCAAGGAUCCCGGGGCCUGGAGCCCAAGGAUGGGAGCUCUGUACUGCCCCAGCCUGGGGGCGAGGCAGGGCCAGGGGAGCAGCGGGGUCCCUGCAGCCCCAGGUGGCUCCCAGGGAGCCCCCUCCGUGCCUUGUCCACCAACAACUGCAAUAACACCCGUGGGCAGGAAGACACCCUGGGGACAGGCAAAGGGGCACCAUCGCAGCCCAUUGUCCCCACACUCCAGGAGGCUGCUCGUCCCCCUGGGGAGGCUGCUGGGACACCUGGAGCACAGCAGCCACAGCAUUUGGCUGGGAGCAUGGCACAGGGGCACGUGGUGGAUGACCAUCCUCCCUCAGAACCCAGGGAGCCAGGGCGGCCAGCGAGCCGCAAGGGCAGCAGCGCUUCGGUGACGGGGCUGAAGAAGCUCCUGUGCAGCCUGAGCCAGAGCACCAAGCAGCGCCUGGGCCGCUUCCGCUGCUACAGCAUGGAGCAGCUCCCAGCCCCUGGCAGCCCCUCCCCGGGUGGCCCCACCAUGAAGAAGUCACCCUCCCUGCAGUCCCUGCAGCUGGUGUCACCCUUCUGCCAGCCCCAAAAAGCUGCCUCCAUCCAGAGCCUGCACCCUCUCCUGGGCAAGGCACCCCGUGCCAGUGCCUACCUCCUGCCCCAGACCCCUGCUGACAGGAAGGGGAGCUCGGGGCCUCGGCGGUCACUCAGUGUGGAGGACAUCGGGGUGCCUGGCCAGCUGCACACAGUGGGGCGUGUGGUGGAGGUCUUCCCUGAUGGCACCAGCCAGCUGGAGCUGCAGCGACCUCCCCAUGGUGCCUUUGGGUUUUGUGUCACCUCCGGGCAUGGCCGGCCUGACACAGGUGUCUAUGUGCAGGAGAUGGUGGAUGCUGGCACGGCCAAGCUGUACGCGGGGCUCCUGGGCGUGGGGGACGAGAUCCUGCAGGUCAACGGGGCGGCUGUCUCGGGGCUGGGGCUGGACCGCAUCCGUGAGCUGCUGCUCCAGGCAGACACCCUGUCCCUCCGCGUGCUCAGGCACCGUCCAGCACCCCGGUAACCCUGGCACAGCUCCCAGGAAGCCUGGUGGGAGGAGGACAAUGUCCCACUGACAUUCCCGGGAUGCUGCCGAGUGGACCAAGCUGCCUCACAGGAGCAGGACCUGCCCUGCUCCGCUGCAAUCCUUGGCUGCACCGGGGGGCAGGUGGGUCUCCCAGCCCCUCAGGAAGCAGAGCAGGACCAAGGACCCUCCCAGUGCCUAGUGUCUCCAGGUGCUGCCUCAAGUGUG
Messenger RNA from Apus apus (common swift), 3149 nucleotides. Its product is annotated as KIAA1614 ortholog. Gene Ontology annotation, biological process: centrosome cycle; establishment or maintenance of cell polarity; regulation of cellular localization. The record is from RefSeq and is a predicted model, not a curated record. Gene Ontology annotation, cellular component: nucleus; cell cortex; apical plasma membrane. Gene Ontology annotation, molecular function: protein kinase C binding. The transcript has 10 exons. NCBI's taxonomy places the organism in Eukaryota, Metazoa, Chordata, Aves, Apodiformes, Apodidae. Bases 27 to 2921 code for a protein of 964 amino acids.